GCAGCAGCAGCAGCAGCAGCAGGACGACUGCUGGCAAGGAGGGCAGCCAAUGCGGCAACAACGAAGGAGGGAGUGGAAGGAUAGGUGUGUGCAGAGGCAGCAGUGGAGUGCGAGGAAGUGGAGGAGGGGGGAGGAGAUGGACAGGCAGACAUGGCAUGGAUGUAGGCUGUCAUGGACACAUGCACACGAUUGUAUGACAGAGCGAAGACGAGAGUCAAGCAGGCAGGAGAGGAUUGGAUGUGAUGGAGUGAUGGAGGGAUGGGGCGAUGGUGCGAUGGGGCGAUGGGUGUGUGCGAUGGAGGAGAAGAAAGUGUGGCGACUUGUUGUCGUGUGGGAGUGAGUCUGAGCGGAGAAGAAUGACGAAGG
Gamsiella multidivaricata is the source of this 366-nucleotide messenger RNA. RefSeq lists its product as uncharacterized. The record is from RefSeq and is a predicted model, not a curated record. The coding region runs from base 50 to 340 and encodes 96 amino acids. The transcript has a single exon. Lineage: Eukaryota; Fungi; Mortierellomycota; Mortierellomycetes; Mortierellales; Mortierellaceae.